UGGGUGGGGCUAGCUGGGUGGGGCUAGCUGGGCGGGGCUAGCUGGGCGGGGCUAGCUGGAGCCUCUCACUGUCUGUAGGCCCGGUGGGGUCUGUCACAUACAGGCUCCCACACAGUGUCAGUCACUGUUUCUUCACCUCUCCAUCUCUGUUUAUGCACCUGUUGUUCUUUCCUUUCACCUCAUUUGACCUCUGUAGAAGAACCCGGUCAUCUGUGUGAAUAAUUGACCUUUCUACAUCUCCAAACCGCUACUGUAUUUGGUGAACAGAUGCGAUAUUGCCAAUGCCGCAAAAUUUGUCUUUUGUAUCUUUCUACGUUUUGAUGUUUGAACCUCCUCAACAUUAAGGACUGUGUUUUCUAUUCUUCUGAAUGUCAUAUUGUUGUACAGAAUGCUCUUUACUUUCCACAGUUGAAGAAAAAAAAAAGUUUUUCUUGCGUGUGAACCUGAUCUACCAUGUGUGUGUGUGUGUGUGUGUGUGUGUGUGUGUGUGUGUAUGGUCCAUGAAAGUGAUUGUGUGUUUAUGUGUGAGAAAGAGAGACUGAGAAGGAGAUUGUAAGUUCAUAGUUAAGGCAUGAGUGAGUGUGUCUUAAAGGUUGUUGUUUUAGGUUGUGUUGUAAAUACCCCCCCCCACGUCUCUACAGGGUUGUGUUGAGUUCUGCAUCUUUUAUCGUGAAGAAAAAGAAAACCUUGUUUGAUUGUAAGCCAUGUCUGUCAUCCACCCCAUUGUAUUUAUUUCUUUAUCUCAAUAAUGUGUUCCAUUGAAGGAUGUUGGUUUUAAUUGGAGAUAGAGGGACACUGGAGAAACAACCUCCAUCCUCAAAAAGGCACACAGGAUGUGAUUUAUGCAAUAAUGACUGAUCACAUAAUGAAAUUAUGAUCAAUAAAUUAACAUGUAUUCCUUUUGGUAUGCAAUAAUCACACCCACAUAGGUCAGCUAAUUAAUUUGUUACCAAUCCAAUCGCCUAGAAAUAACCAAUUCUACAUUCCUCAUCUAAUGGACACCUUUUAAGGGAGAACAGUGUAUUUUAUAUAUAAAUAUAUAAAGAGUGUUACGAAGAAACCUGUCAUAUUUGUGUACAGAACAAUUGAAUGAAUGGUUGGUGAAAAUGUUGUUUAAAUUUGUUUUUUCUUCAGAUAAAGAAAUGAAGGCAAUAUGAAUACAAACACGUUGUCAGAGGACUGUUCAUGACAUCAAAACUAUAUUUGUUUACAUUUAUUACUUACAAACAUUGUUAAACUAGUCAAUAUUUUGCAAUCAUCUUGGCACAGCAGUCACAAUAAGCUCAUGUAUAAGUAAUUCUUUAAGUAUCAGUGGGUGAAUAUCAGUUAUCCCUAAAAUACUUACCUCCAGGCUGCCCCUUUUAGAUCCAGAAACAAUACAUCGCUUUGCGAUGAAUAACUCAUAAAUGUAAGAAUAGAAGCACUUAUAGACUAGUUGUGGAGAUCCGGUACCACACUUUUAAGGGGGAAAAAAGUAUUUAGGAGUAUUUUUGUUUGCCUUUGGUAAAAGAUGCUGGGAGGUUUAUGCGUGAUAAUGACGUGCAGGUUUUGUGUCCUAUCUUCUGGUUGAGCUUCUGCAUUUACUCGAAGAGAGACAGUCCGGUGGUUCAAAUACUGGCUGCAACCCGAUGUUCCAGCACUGCUAAAGAGGCCGCAAUGUAUGCAGAGUGUGUGGUGAUCUGAGAUGAGAAGCUACACCCCCUCCCUUUCCUCUACGCGUACAUGGCACAGUCCCAGCUCCCUCCAGCGAACAGGGAAAACGCUUUCCGGGAGAAUAAACUUUUCUCACAGAGCUCAGCAAACCCGAUUGGAGCUAACCCCCGGGCCAACCGCUUAUUUCAGAGGAACGGCUUUACUAUGUGGAGAAAGAAAUCGGCAUUGGGAGAAUCUAUUGUUUGUCUAGUCUUACUCAUGACGCUCUGCGAUGCUCAUCAAUUCCUUACUAGGAGCAGAGCUUCACAGUUUCUAAACAGACAGCGCAGGGCCAAUUCUAUGUUCGAGGAGAGCAAGAAGGGGAACCUGGAGAGGGAGUGCAUCGAAGAGCUGUGCAAUAAGGAGGAGGCCCGAGAGAUCUUCGAGAACAACCCAGAGACGGAAUACUUCUAUCCCAGAUAUGUCGCGUGUCUGGGUUCACACCGUGUCGGCAUUAACAACCACGACUCUGGGAUCACCAACAUUCCUUCUGACCUCAGGUCCUGUGUUAAAGGGAUCAGCAACCAGUGUCAUCCGUUGCCGUGUUACAAGGAGGGUUAUGAGCGCUGCAUUGAUGGACACGGCUCCUUCACCUGUCAGUGUAAACCGGGCUGGAAGGGCGUACGCUGUGAGGAAGACAUAGAUGAGUGUCUGGACCCAGAGUACCCUGCUGGCUGUAACCAGGGGUGUCACAACAAUCCCGGGAGCUUCCGCUGUUUGUGUGAGGAUGGGUACAGGUACAGCAGCAACGACCAGAUGCACUGCACAGACAUCAACGAGUGUCUGCUGUACCCCAGUGUCUGUGAAACCGCAAAGUGUGUCAACACCCCGGGCAAGUAUGAGUGCCAAUGUCUCCUAGGAUUUAAGUACAACUUCACCUCGCACUCCUGUUCUGACGUGGACGAGUGUGAGUGGAACGUGUGCGCCGGCGAGUGUGUGAACACGCCAGGUAGCUACUCGUGCCACUGCAACGGGCGGCGGGGCCUGCGGCUGGCUGAGGACCUGCACGCCUGUGAGAGGGUCCCAGUGUGUGUCCAGCUGUACGACUACAAACACCCUGAGAUGCUGUACCUGGGAGAACAGUUCACAGGUGGACCUGUCAUUUACCUCCGCUACAGACUACAGACUGACAACACCAGGUUUGCUGCAGAGUUCGACUUCCGUACGUUCGACCCCGAGGGGGUGGUCCUGUACGCGGAGUCCUACAGUGACUUAAGUUCUGGCCCAGCGUGGUUCAUGUUGGGGCUCAGGGGAGGACGCAUCGAGGUCCAGUUCAAGAACCAGCACUCCCUGAAGGUGACCAGUGGAGGCAAGGCCAUCAAUGAUGGGCAGUGGCACGUGAUUUCGGUAGAUGAACUGGAGUCCAGUAUUAGCGUUAAGAUCAGCAAGGAGGCGGUGAUGAGUAUCAACAUUCCAGACAGUCUCUUCAGUUAUGUUGACAGGAAGAUGGACACCAAGGUUUACAUCGCUGGUCUUCCCAACCACACGGACAGCCUCAUCAAACCGAUUAACCCUCGUUUGGACGGCUGCAUCCGGGGCUGGAACCUGAUGAACCAGGGGGCAUCCGGAGUGAAGGAGGUCAUCCAAGAGAAGGAGAGCAAACACUGCUUUGUAAAUGUUGAGAGAGGAACCUACUUCACUGGAAAUGGCCUGGCUCACUUCAAUAUAGACUACUACAGUGAGUCUGACACCUGGAGGGUGGAUCUGGAGAUGAACAUCCGUCCAUCCAGCAGUACCGGGGUUCUCUUUGCGUUGGUCGCCAAUGAUACCGUCCCCCUGUCUGUGUCCGUGGUUACACAAGGAACCGACGAUGCUGACCUGCAGGUGUUCCUGGAUGGUGUAUCCGUGGCGACUCUCCAGACGUUGAUGUUGUGUUACCCAGAGCGACUGGCUGUGGCGCUGACGGUCACCCCAACCACAGUGGAGUUAAGAGCCAACUCCUCCACCUCCGCAUACAGCCUCCCUGAUGGGGCCCUGGGCCAACUCAACAGCACCAUGAUGCAGCCCAUCAGGACAUACAUCGGAGGAUUGCCAGAUGGCAUCCCGUUGUCCUCCACCCCAGUGUCGGCCUUCUAUCACGGCUGUAUGGACAUCACCAUCAACGGUCAGCUGUUGGACUUCGACGAGGCCGUCAGUAAACAUAACAGCAUCAAGUCCCACUCCUGCCCCCCUGUCUCCCCCCCUGACACGAAGAACAACAAACCCUACCAGUCACCAUACAGGAACUGACCUCACAGCAAAGUCAACCUGUCACUAAAUGUCUCAGCCCCAAGGCCAAACACUGUAUAUGACCUAAUAACAAAUUAUUGGGAACCAGGGUUCCCAAUAAUUUGGUGGACUUGUGCAAUGCGGUCACGACUCUGUUGAUUUUAUUUUGUGCAUUCUUUGUUAUACAUACUCUUUCUUAAUUGGAUACCUUUGUCUCACAGCUGUUUAUUACGUCUUUAUAAGGUCUUCGGCCUGUUCAGUUGAAGAAUUGUUUGGUUAUGAAAACAUUGAUCUUUAUCUACCAAGAAAUGUAUCUACCACAUCCUGGCUUUAAUACAGCAUUUUUUCCCUAUGUGUAUCUAUUGUCCUCUCUGUCCCCCAUCUCUCCUCUCUAAUGACAACUCAAGAUUUCAGGUUUCAUCGUGUAUAUAAAACAAACUCACUUUAAUAUAUAAGUUAAAUGUAGUUGUUUUUUUUUUUUUUUAUGGAUUGAGUGGUUCGUGUGUGUUUACUUCAAUAAAGGUGGCUUUGGCACUGAGAA
Molecule: messenger RNA, 4441 nt
Organism: Esox lucius (northern pike)
Lineage: Eukaryota; Metazoa; Chordata; Actinopteri; Esociformes; Esocidae
Gene: pros1
Product: protein S
Exons: 14
Coding region: 1723-3921 (732 amino acids)
Cellular component (GO): extracellular region
Molecular function (GO): calcium ion binding
Source: RefSeq, a predicted model, not a curated record